This is a messenger RNA of Ricinus communis (castor bean), 2535 nucleotides long. Its product is annotated as probable L-type lectin-domain containing receptor kinase S.5. The record is from RefSeq and is a predicted model, not a curated record. Gene Ontology annotation, cellular component: plasma membrane. Gene Ontology annotation, molecular function: carbohydrate binding; ATP binding; protein kinase activity. The transcript is spliced from 2 exons. Gene Ontology annotation, biological process: protein phosphorylation. NCBI's taxonomy places the organism in Eukaryota, Viridiplantae, Streptophyta, Magnoliopsida, Malpighiales, Euphorbiaceae. Bases 206 to 2278 code for a protein of 690 amino acids.
ACUGGAAUUCAGAGUGAUAAGAUCUGAAGUAAUUUCAAAUCAUAUCUUUCUUCUUUUUGUAAUGAAAAAGAAAAAAAAGUAAAAUGAAAUCAUAUAUGUCAAUUUUUAUUAGGAAAUAGAGAGCCACUGAGAGAAUUCUAGUGGCAUAUUUGGUUUUGGUCGGUCUCUGAAAGCAGAGAGCAGCAGCCGCUGAUAAAAUCAAGCAAUGGAUCCGCCGGUUAGCCUGGCUACCCUUGUCGUUUUAUGCAUAACUGUUACAGCAGCGACAGCCGUUGCUCAGAAGUUGGAGACAUCAGACUAUACGUUCGGCCCAUUCAACAGCUCUUACUAUGCUACUUUUGCAGUCCUACCGCCAGCUACAAUCAGCAAUGAUGCCCUUCAGGUGACUCCUGAUUCUGCCGGUAACUUCACCCUGGCGAGAAGGUCCGGCCGGGUACUCUUUAAUCGGUCUUUUAGGCUCUGGGAAGAAGAAAAAGGAGCAGUAAGGGUAGCUUCUUUCAAUACUUCCUUCCUCGUCAACGUGUAUCGGAUUGAUAACACCUCUGUCCCUGGAGAGGGCUUAGCUUUUUUAAUAGCCCCGGACCUCAACCUACCUCGAAACAGCCAUGGACAGUACCUGGGUUUGACUAACUCCACCACCGACGGCGAUCCCUCAAACAGCAUUGUUGCCAUUGAGCUUGACACCUUCAAGCAAGAUUUUGACCCGGAUGGCAACCACAUAGGUCUCGACAUUCACAGCGUCCGCUCCAAUAAGACCGUCUCCCUAUCCGACUUUGGUAUUGAAAUCGCUCCUGCUGAAACAAAACUCUACAUGGUCUGGGUCCAAUACAGCGGUGUCAAUAAGGAAUUGCAGGUUUACAUGGCAGAACGAGGGAGGGCUAAGCCGACUAUCCCAGUGCUCACAGCGGAUCUCGACCUUAAAGGCCUAGUCAAUCAGAACUCUUACUUUGGCUUUGCUGCGUCAACUGGGACCGCCAUCCAGCUCAACUGCGUUCUCGGGUGGAAUUUGACUGUAGAGCUGCUGCCUUCCGCCAUUGAAAAUGGGGAAAACAACAAUGAUCAUAAGCUGCUAAAGAUCGGGAUCGGGGUUGGGGUGUCUGGAGGAUUAGCGUUAUUAGUGAUUGCGGUUGCAUCUUUCAGUUGCUACAUCAGGAAGAAGAGGGCGGCUUGUGAGCCAAGCCUAAUGGGAGCACUCAAAAGCCUGCCAGGAACUCCGAGGGAAUUUAAGUACAGGGAUCUGAAGAAGGCAACCAGCAACUUCGAUGAGAAGAACAAGCUAGGUCAAGGUGGGUUUGGAGUGGUUUACAAAGGAGUGCUGCCCAAGGAAAAUAUCGCAGUGGCUGUGAAAAAAUUCUCCAGAGACAACCUCAAGAGCCAAGACGAUUUCUUGGCUGAGCUUACUAUCAUUAACCGUCUCCGUCAUAAACAUCUUGUCCGAUUAGUCGGGUGGUGCCACAAGAAUGAGGUGUUGCUUCUAGUAUAUGAAUACAUGCCAAAUGGGAGCUUGGACAGCCACAUAUUCCAUGGACCCGAAGAGAAGACCACCCUGGAGUGGAGACUCAGAUACAAUAUCAUUGCAGGCGUAGCAUCCGCGCUGCACUACCUCCAUAACGAGUACGACCAGAAAGUGGUGCAUCGGGACCUGAAGGCUAGCAACAUCAUGCUCGAUUCCAACUUCAAUGCUCGCCUAGGAGAUUUUGGCUUGGCUCGUGCCUUGGACAAUGAGAAGACAUCCUACGCAGAGCUCGAGGGAGUCCCUGGCACCAUGGGCUAUAUUGCUCCUGAAUGCUUUCAUACAGGUAAGGCCACCUGUGAGUCUGAUGUAUAUGGCUUUGGUGCGGUGGUUCUUGAGGUGGUGUGCGGAUUGCGUCCAUGGACCAAGGUUGGUGGGUUCCAAUUCUUGGUUGAUUGGGUGUGGUGGCUGCAUCGUGAAGGUCGCAUACUGGAGGCUGUUGAUGAGAGGCUGGGAAACGACUACAUUGUCGAGGAGGCACAGAGGCUGCUGUUGCUUGGGCUGGCAUGCUCCCAUCCAAUUGCUAGCGAGAGGCCUAAGGCACAGGCUAUCUUUCAGAUUAUAUCAGGAUUAGUGGCAGUGCCUCGCAUCCCACCUUUCAAGCCAGCUUUUGUGUGGCCUUCCACAGCAGGACCAGAUACUAGCGUGAGUAGCAUCAACAUGGACAUUACAGCUGAUACAACCCCUAUGACAUCUGGUUGGACCCCCCGAUGUGAUAGCCCUCAGAGCUAUUCUGGUGGACAGACAGACAGCUCUCUUCUCUAGCAAAGUUACUUUAUUCAGUCAUUUAUUUACAAGCGUUAUCCAAUUCAUGGGAAGAACAGGGUAUCAUCUAGGAGUUGGGUCGCAACUAUAUGUUGUUUCUUUUUUAGCUUUCUGUUUUUCCUCUUUAAAAUUUGAUUUUGGUUUUAUCAGAUCAUCAUUGGGAAGUGGGUGUCCAUGUAUACAUUUCAAUGCAACAGAAUUGUAUAGAUUUUAACUUUCAGUUUUCUGUAGUUAUGUUUAUGUUAUACCUGUUCGUA